AUGAUGAUGAUGAUGAUUGGAAUCCGAACGGCGAGUGUAGUGCGCGUGAAGCGGCUCCUGUGAACCUCAGUAUGUUGAUGCCUUAAUAACAAGUGUUCAAUUUACGCGCCAAUUGCAGGAGCACUCAAGGAGAGAAGCAAAUCUGUGAGAUGGUUCGGUAAAUGUCGAUGUAAUGGAUUUGACUAAAAUGGGUGCGAUCCACCUCCAGAACCCCGGCCACCCCACGUCGCUCCUGCAGAAGGCCAACCAGAUGCGCCUCUCUGGGACAUUGUGUGAUGUGGUCAUCAUGGUCGACAGCCAGGAGUUCCAUGCCCACAGAACCGUGCUCGCGUGUGCUAGUAAGAUGUUUGAGAUCCUGUUCCACCGCAACAGCCAACAUUACACUCUGGACUUCCUCUCACCAAAGACCUUCCAGCAGAUUUUGGAGUACGCCUACACCGCCACGCUCCAAGCCAGGCUGGAAGACCUGGACGACCUGCUGUACGCCGCAGAGAUUCUGGAGAUAGAAUACUUGGAGGAGCAAUGCCUGAGGAUCUUGGAAACCAUCCAGGCGUCCGAAGACAACGACACAGACGUGAACAUGAAUGAGAACGGUGCAGAAGAUGUCGAUGACCGCAGGAUCAAGUACCUUAAGAGCACAUUUAUCUCUAAAAAGCAUUCCAUACAGGACGCCGGCUAUGGUGCUGCCGCCGCCCGCCACCGCCUGGCCCUGGUGAGCAUGGUCGAUUCGAGACCUUCAGAGUCCGCCCAGCUGGGUCUUUCAACCGUCAGUCCGACUAAAGCGGCGGUAGAGGGCCUGAUGAGCAUGGGUCAGUCCGUCCUCCAAGGCAACGUGGCUCAGAGUUUCUCCCAUAACCUUGGUAAGGCAUCUCCAUUGCUAGAUAAGAUCAAAACCGAGAUGAUGCAGGUAGACGAGGACUACCAACACGAAGGCGGCUUCCCCAGGAACGGGGAGGGCGGCGGAGACUCCAGGCAGCACCGGGACACUCCCGGAACCCCGACCCGAGGCAGCGUCAUCACCAGCGCCCGCGAGCUCCACUCCGCCGACAGUUCUGCUGAUUCCCAAGGAGACAACAGCCAAGCGGCUCUGGUCAAUAUGGCCAGCCUGGCUGAUAGACACUUCGCUUCGCUGUGCUCUAUCCCGUCCAACCAUAAGAGCGAGAGCAUGCUGCCCUUGCCUGUAUCUAUGGCCUCGUCGCUGCACGUGCCAUCCUCCCUGGCCAUGUCGAUGGAUUUCAGUGCAUAUGGGGGGCUUUUCCAUCAGAGCUUGAUUCAGAGGGAGUUCUUAAGCAAGCUCGGGGAUUUCACAGCCAGUGUGAAGCACGAGGUCCAAACCCAGAAAGAACGAUGCGAGGUGUGUGAUAUGGAACUGCCUGAUAAUGAAGCUGCUGAACAACACAGGAAGUUGCAUGGUGGAGUGAAGACUUUUGGCUGUGAGUUCUGUGGAAAGCAGUUCCUGGAUAGUUUACGACUGAGGAUGCACAUGCUGUCUCAUUCAGCUGGACCAAAAGCAUUGGUAUGUGAUCAGUGUGGGGCUCAAUUUUCCAAGGAAGAUGCUCUGGAAGCACAUCGGCAGACUCACACAGGCUCAGAUAUGGCAGUGUUUUGCCUUCUGUGUGGGAAGCGUUUCCAGACCCAGAAGGCUUUGCAGCAGCACAUGGAGAUUCACGCCGGCAUGCGCAGCUACAUCUGCAGCGAGUGUGAACGCACUUUCCCGAGCCACACGGCGCUCAAACGCCAUCUCCGCUCACACACAGGUGACCACCCGUUUGAGUGCGAGUUCUGCGGGAGCUGCUUCCGCGACGAGAGCACGCUGAAGGGUCACAAGCGCAUCCACACCGGAGAGAAGCCUUAUGAAUGUAACGGCUGCGGAAAGAGGUUCAGCCUCAAGCACCAGCUGGAGACCCACUACCGUGUCCACACAGGUGAGAAGCCAUUUGAGUGCAAGCUGUGCCACCAGCGCUCACGGGACUACUCCGCCAUGAUCAAACACCUGCGUACCCACAACGGCGCUUCGCCCUACCAGUGCACCAUCUGCCAGGAGUACUGCCCCAGCCUCUCAUCCAUGCAGAAGCACAUGAAGGCCCACAAGCCCGAGGACGUGCCCCCAGACUGGAGGAUAGAGAAGACGUACCUGUACCUCUGCUACGUGUGAGACGGAGCCGCAAAAAGGAACGGAAAAAUGGCAAGAUGCGCCCAAGGACAAUUCACCUGAAGGUUUGCUUUUGGUCCAGGCCAAAGACAGUAGGGCGCGUGGUCAAACUGAUGAAAUGUGAUGUGGAGUUUUUUUUGACGUUUUGUUUGUGAUAUGCAUUUGUGCACAUUUUUAGGAUGUAACUGCACUCAAAAAUGUUUAUGAAAUGUGAUGAGCGAUAAAGGGAUCGUGAAUUAUCAGAAAGUGUUAGUACAGUCCACCACGAGUAUCCGUGUGUCUGCAUUCCAACCUGUUGAUUGGAAAAAAUUCACUGCAUGGUCAUACUUGUUUUAUUCGGAUGGAUGAAACCCAUAAGCCAUAGAUUUUCAAACCCUAUAAAAUCACUUGUGUUGAUGUUUAGAGGUGGGGCAUAUCAUAGGGAUCAUCCAGUAGGCUAUAGUUACAUCACAACCAUGAUUUUAAAUGGUCAGGAAAAAAGAAAGAAACGUUUGGGGCGCGAAGACACAAAAACUGGGCUGCACGUGACUGUGUGGAUGCCCGCGGACCCUCCUCAUGGCAAAAAUUACGUCACACGGACAAUACGCGAACAGUUGCAGAGCGCGCGCGGCCGAAGUAUACUUUGAGCUUUAAAUGUCAACGUUUGGGGCUACGCUAGCAACCUCUCAAAGCUAACAGAAAGCCUCAAAUUUAGAUUCCUGGUGAUCUUAACAGAGCUAUUCUGAGUCAAAUAAAAACAUGGACCAAAGCUUAAAACUCGAUACACGAUCAAAUAGAGGAGCUAAACACUAGCAGAUGAAAUUAUGUCCUUUUUAGUAAAUUGCUCCCUUAAGGUCAUUAUUAGGCUUUCUAGUCCUCAAUUUUAGUGAUUUUUUUUUUAAUAUAAGUACAUGUGAGGAAAUGAACAGGGUUGGACCCAUUAGUCAUUUUCUUUAAAGCGUAAUAAAGUGCUUAACAAAACAGCUUUUCUCAGAGGUACAUCCAAAUUAUGCUGCCAAGCAACCGUUGUGGAUGUUGUUCAGGGACAUUUAUUCAACCUUAAAUAACUACACUGUGCACUUUCAGAGUUUCAGAGGCCCUUUUUUGUUGUUUUCAGCACUACAGAGAGGUUAUUCCAUGUAAUUUGCUUUCAUUUCAGUCUCUUUCGCACCUAAUAAAACAGUAUGAGAGUCGAUUGCAUUUUUACGUUCACAUGGUAACAUUUUGCUAUUGCAGGCAUUUUAGUCUAAUGGAUUAAAUCAUAAAUCAGUUUAUAAAUUAAAAAGAGAUUAUUUUUUAGAAACAAAUACCGAAAUGCAGUAUAUGUUUCUGCGGACAUGUCAAUAUAUGUUUUGCUUAAGAUACUUAGCUAGUUAGCUAGCCGUUAUUUGUUGAAUUCUGUCAUCUCUGUUCAAACGUUUUACUUGAAUUGCCUAAUUUUGUUACCUCACAUGCUAGAUUUUUUACUAGUCUUUGUUUCUCAUUUCCUGCUGAGCUGCUAAAAACCGCACAAUGCAACAGAAUUCAUCGGUAUCAGAAAAACACAUCAUCAGACCCACACGGAAUCCAAGAGAUCCGAGACAUUGAGCAGAAUUAGAAUGGCCGUUCACAACGUUCUAUAUAUUGCGUUACAUUUGCGUUGUAUACAUUUAGCAGACGCUUUUACCCAAAAUGACAUUGUAUUCAAGGCAUACAUUCUCUCAGUGCAGUAUAUAUUUCUGCUGCCCCUUAUGUGUUUAUUUUUUGAUUAAGCGGCAACGGAUUUAGUUGGAGAUAAGACUGUAGCUCUUUACAUUUAAAACAUUUUACAAUGUUUAAAUGUAUUCCACACUAUUGGAGUAU
Messenger RNA from Pimephales promelas (fathead minnow), 3973 nucleotides. RefSeq names its product zinc finger and BTB domain containing 16b (gene zbtb16b). Gene Ontology annotation, molecular function: DNA-binding transcription factor activity, RNA polymerase II-specific; protein binding. Lineage: Eukaryota; Metazoa; Chordata; Actinopteri; Cypriniformes; Leuciscidae. Gene Ontology annotation, cellular component: nucleus. Gene Ontology annotation, biological process: regulation of transcription by RNA polymerase II. The record is from RefSeq and is a predicted model, not a curated record.